AUGGAAAGGGCCAAGGAUCAUUCAAACUUUAUAAUGUCAUCGGUAGAAUAUAUCAGCUACAAAGGAAUCCUAUUCCCAUCUGUGUGUUAUUCAUUGGAAACUUUUGAUCAAGUGCAAAAUGAAUUCCAGAUCCUGGAUGAUGAUGUAAUUACUGUCACUUACCCCAAGUCAGGCACCCAUUGGACGGCAGAGAUCUUGGGCUUGAUCUCACAGAAAGGGGACCCCACAUAUAUACAUAGUGUGCCAAUGUGGGAACGGUCUCCCUGGAUUGAUAUUGAUAACGGACUGAAGCAAGCCUUGCAAAAUCCUCCGCCCCGGCUCUUAAAUAGUCACCUUCCAUUUCAACUUUUCCCCAAGUCUUUUCUGCAAACCAAAGCCAAGGUUAUCUACACCUUGCGUAAUCCCAAGGAUGUGCUGGUCUCAUUUUACCAUUUUGCCAAGAUUAUGAAAAUACUAAAGACACCUGGGAGCAUGCAAGAGCACCUGGACGAGUUCCUGACUGGGAAAGUGGCCUAUGGUUCUUGGUUUGACCAUGUGAAGGGCUGGAUGGAGCUGAAAGGAAGGCCCAACUUUUUCUACAUCACCUACGAAGAACUGCUUCAGGACCUGAGAGGCAGUGUGGAGAAGAUCUGCCACUUCCUUGGGAAAGAGCUCAAUAGCCAGCAACUUGACUCUGUGGUGGAAUAUGCCUCUUUCCGGAAGAUGAAGGAGAACAAGAUGUCCAAUCUCACCCUGUUGGGUGAUAGGCUUGUGGACCACACAAAAGGAGAGUUGAUGAGGAAAGGGAUCUCUGGGGACUGGAAGAACCACCUGACAGUGGCACAGAAUGAAUACUUUGACCGUAUUUAUCGGGAGAACAUGCAGAACAUGAGGACUACCUUCCCGUGGGACUGAAGAGGGCCAGAUGUUCAUCCUGCUUUGCAUCCUCUCAA
This is a messenger RNA of Heteronotia binoei (common prickly gecko), 932 nucleotides long. RefSeq names its product sulfotransferase 2A1-like. The record is from RefSeq and is a predicted model, not a curated record. The transcript is spliced from 7 exons. Gene Ontology annotation, molecular function: sulfotransferase activity. Bases 1 to 894 code for a protein of 297 amino acids. Gene Ontology annotation, biological process: sulfation. Lineage: Eukaryota; Metazoa; Chordata; Lepidosauria; Squamata; Gekkonidae. Gene Ontology annotation, cellular component: cytoplasm.